Molecule: messenger RNA, 1626 nt
Organism: Colossoma macropomum (tambaqui)
Lineage: Eukaryota; Metazoa; Chordata; Actinopteri; Characiformes; Serrasalmidae
Product: charged multivesicular body protein 1b
Exons: 8
Coding region: 150-740 (196 amino acids)
Biological process (GO): endosome transport via multivesicular body sorting pathway; protein transport; late endosome to vacuole transport
Cellular component (GO): multivesicular body; ESCRT III complex
Source: RefSeq, a predicted model, not a curated record
CGUGUCACAGAAAACCAAAACAAGACUCGGCGCGCUGAGCUUCGCGCGGAGAGGCUCGCUUUUACUUUGAACCCGGGGCGACUAAAAACCUCGAGAACGACGCUCUGAGCUUUUUCCGCGAGUGUGAAGUGUCCGCGGGGGUGUCCAGUAUGGACAAGCAUCUUUUCAACCUCAAGUUUGCUGCCAAAGAACUAGAACGAAAUGCAAAGAAAUGUGACAAGGAAGAAAAGGCAGAAAAAGCCAAAGUCAAAAAGGCUAUCCAAAAGGGUAAUAUGGAAGUAGCACGGAUACAUGCAGAAAAUGCAAUUCGACAGAAGAACCAGUCCAUCAACUUCUUGAGAAUGAGUGCUAGAGUGGAUGCAGUGGCUGCACGUGUUCAAACUGCUGUUACAAUGAAUAAGGUUACCAAAUCCAUGGCUGGGGUGGUUAAGUCUAUGGAUGCUACACUAAAGAGUAUGGAUUUGGAAAAGAUCUCGGCUCUAAUGGACAAGUUUGAGCGCCAGUUUGAAACACUGGAUGUGCAGACAGCACAGAUGGAAGACACUAUGGGCAACACUACAACACUAACAAUGCCCCAGAAUGAAGUGGAGUCUCUAAUGCAUGAGAUGGCAGAUGAAGCUGGGUUGGAUCUGAACAUGGAGCUUCCUCAGGGACAGACAGGCUCAGUUGGCACUAGUGUAGCAUCAGCCGAACAGGAUGAGCUCUCUCAGCGCCUGGCCAGACUACGAGACCAAAUCUAGAGUUACAUCAGUGUAUAUUUAUGGGAGAAAGGAUCUGUGAAUUGAUGAAAGGGUGAGCAUGUAUCUUCAAACCUGCAAAAAGGGGCUUGCUAAUAUAAAUUACUAAAGCUGACCUGUGCAUAUGAGUGUUCUCUUCUAUGCCUAAUGGUGGCACUGCUGAGUAGGAAAACGUCCCUCUGUGGUGAGGGGCAAGAGCUGGGUCCUCAUCUCAUGUCUUUGCCUAGAAUACUAAGAACCUAUAACCUUAUAUGGGACGUGCAAUGGAAACUGUGAUGUGUGUUUUGCGGGCUACUGACAUGGCAAUGCCUUCUUAACAUUGUCCAGCCUAAUUCAAAGUCUGUGCAUUCUGAAUGAUUUAUGAUGGCGUAUGUAUAUAUUGUCUAGGCAGUAUGACACACAUUGGACACAUUUCCCCUGAAUAAUCUGCUUAUUAACAUACUAUAAGAGACAAAAUAAUGGGAACCUCAAGGGAAAGGGGGUCUUAUUUUGAGAUGGCUAAAUGUAUUUUACAAAACAAUGCUUUUAUUUUUGUGUGAAAGAGGGUCAUUAUUGGAUGAACAAAUAAUAGGUUUACCAGUCACAGAACUAGCAAACAGAAAAAUGAUCGUAAGUUUAUGAUUCUGACUAUGACAUUUAUGUCCAUAUGUAUGCAUUCCAUUAUUUUGUGUCAUUAACACAAACGUGUCAUGAACGUGGGUCACAUUUGGAUUCUAUUUAUUUUCAAAGUAAAGCAUUUGCACAUAUUUAGGCUUAUGUAUGACUGAUUUUGUGAAAACAACUUAUGUUGAUCAGUGUGGUCAACCACAUUAGUCAAUAGUUGUUUAUUAUUGUGUCUCUAAUUUUAUCUCCCAUUGUGAGAUAUUUAAGUUUGUAUUAAAUAUUGUUU